Messenger RNA from Ilex paraguariensis (yerba mate), 2508 nucleotides. Lineage: Eukaryota; Viridiplantae; Streptophyta; Magnoliopsida; Aquifoliales; Aquifoliaceae. The record is from the annotation of a GenBank genome assembly.
AUGCAUCUGAUUCCAUGUGGUGUUGAUCCUUCAUAUAUGAAAAAGAUGCUUAGUGAUGAGCAACUGUGGCGUGCUGUUUUCACAUAUACUUGUGAAAUCGCUGGGGCUUUGGUUUCUGUGCAUCUGAUGGCGAAAUUAAAAUGCGGGGACACUGGGAGUCUGUCUGUAGCAUUAAUUGAUAAGAUCCAUAUCUUGUCACAAAAGUUGUGCAGUCUGCCUGCCUUCAAUGAAUUGUCAAGUCAAUACACGGAGCGGGGUUACAGUGAAGGAAAGGAACUACACAGUUUAAUACUCAGUGAUCUAUAUUACCAUCUGCAAGGGGAGCUUGAAGGUCGUAAGAUUGACCACAGACCAUUCAAAGAGCUCUCCCAGUAUCUCCUAGAGUCAAACCUUUUGCAUACAUAUUCACGUCAGUAUGAUGGAGAUGUUGUAGCACAUGCCAAGGAUGUGCACUUAUUUGAUUCCAUUCGCUUACGAGCUGAUUUAGGUUUGGAUAUAUGGGAUCUUUCAGAGUGGAAAACAUCUAAAGCAGUUGCAGAAACAAUGUUGCUCCGCUUGCAGGAUGUGAACUCAAUGGUGUUGCUGGCAAGUUCCAAGCUUUCGGCUCUAAAAGCAUUGAUUGCUAUUUUGUCCGUGCAUGGAAAAGAUUCAAUUGAGAAGAACAGCACAGUUGAUGGGAAGAUUCCUGAGCAGCUAAUAUUGUCAAGCAUCGAUCACACAUGCCAGUGUCUCCAUGCCACUAUAGAAUUAUUAGCUCCAGUUCCUCAUGCUAGUGAAGACAUCCUUGAUUUCCUGGCUGCUCAAGCAGAACUACUACUACAUCUUAUUGUCUCCCUAUACAAAAGGUUGUCCUUACCUGCUAGUGUGCACAUCUUGAAAACCUCGGGUUAUGGCCUCAAAGUGUUGAGUGGCUCCAGGCCAGGAGUUGCUGGUGGCAGAACAACAAUAAGGGUUUUACUUGUGUUGCUCCUCUUGUCAGUUGACUUGAUUAGAUUGAAUUCAGGUUCAGAUGAGGGGACUCGGAUGGAAUCUGUUGAAGUUGUUGCUGAGGCAUCUAUUGCAAGUUUGGGGCUAUUACCCAUUCUUUGCAACUGUAUUGAACCUGCUGACAACUGUACCCUAUCCCUGACUACUAUUGACUUAAUAUUGAAAAGUUUUUCAACACCUGCUACUUGGUUCCCUAUCGUGCACAAACAUCUCCAGUUGCAGCAUUUUGUUCAGAUGCUUCAAGAUCCGAAUUCAUAUGCAUCUGUUCCUGUAAUUUUGAAGUUUCUUUUGACACUUGCGCAGUCAAGAGAGGGGGCUGAGAUGCUUCUUAAUGCUGGUUUCUUUGCAUCUUUGAGAGUGUUGUUUGAUGGUGUACGAGAUGAUAUACCUUUAUCUGUGAUUCAAAGAGAGAGGAGUCUUUCCAACUCUUCUGAAAAAAUUGAAAAGCCUCAGUGCAUUUGGGGACUUGGCUUGGCUGUAGUCACAGCGAUGAUUCAUUCUUUGAGAGGCAGUUCUUCUGGUACAGGUGUCGUGGAUCAUGUGAUGGCUUACUUCUUUUUGGAGAAAUCUGACGUGAUUUAUUAUUAUCUAAAUGCACCAGACUUUCCAUCUGAUGAUCAUGACAAGAAAAGAGCUCAUGCUCCGAAAACACCAACAUCUCUAAAUGCUCUUAAAGAAACAGAACAUACCCUCUUUCUAAUUUGUGUGCUUGCAAAACAGCGCAAUUCUUGGCUUAAGGUCAUGAAAGAAAAGAAUUCACAGUUGAGGGAGAGAAGUAUUCAUCUAUUGGCCUUCAUUAGCCGAGGUAUCCAACAUCUUGGAGAAUCUCCCAACCGGAUAACACCAAUGUUGUGCCAUCCAAUCCUGAAAGAGGAGUUUGAGUGGUACAAGAAGCCACCAUUUAUUAAGAGCAGAAAUGGCUGGUUUGCUCUUUCUGCUUUUGGUUGCGGGCUUAAUCCCAAGUUUUCUGCUUUAUCAACUCAAUCUACUGCUCUAGUGAUCAAGAACCAGGCUACUGGUAACUCAGAGCCAGCUCCUCAAACAUAUUUCUCAGACACUAUGGCAAUACAGAUGUACAGAAUUGCAUUUCUUCUUUUAAAAUUUCUUUGUUUACAAGGUGAAGAUGCUGCUAAAAGGGCCGAGGAAGUGGGUUUUGUUGACCUUGCUCAUUUUCCGGAACUUCCAAUGCCUGAUAUCUUGCAUGGCUUGCAGGAUCAAGGGAUUGUUAUAGUCACUGAAUUGUGUGAGGCCAACAAAUUGAGGCAAGUUCCAACUGAAAUACUGGGAGUAUGUAUCUUACUGUUGCAAAUAACAGUAAUGGCUCUAUACUUGGAAUUUUGUGUAUCACAAAUUUGUGGAAUAAGACCUGUUCUGGGACGUGUUGAAGAUUUCUCAAAGGAACUCAAGAAGUUUUUAAGAGCAACCACGGGACAUGCAUUCUUGAAAGACUCGGUGAAGACCAUAAAACGGAUAAUAUCGUUUUUAUAUCCUGAAUUGGUAGAGACUGAAGGCUUAUUGUGA